AUUUGAACCCAUGAGAAUUGCACCUAUGGAAUUUUUUUUUGUUUUACGGAUAUUUGAACCCAUACUAAUCCUUACCCAUGGGUUUAACACCCGCAUAUAGAUUGAACCCGCGGAUAUACACAUGGGUUCAAAUGUACGGUCACCGUCCCUAGCUUAUGCUUAGCAUUUAUAUUAUUCGCCGUGACCUGUACAUUGCAGCAUCCUCUAUGUUAUAUUGAGAAAUACGUUUACGAGUGAAAGUCGUUCAGAGUAGAGGUUCCCAACUUCCGCCUUGGGAGUGAAUUUGACCAAAAUUCAACGUUCUAUGUUGCGCAAUAGAUGCUAUUAUGUUAUUUGUCUUAGCCCCGCGUCAUUUUCUUUCAUCGCUUACUUACAACACACAUGGAAUAGACCAGUAGAUCUCAAAUUUUUAUGAACCGUAGGCCCAUCCUAAACAUUCUCAAUACUUGUGAGUCUGACCACCUGGUCUUCAAUAAAAAAUGGAUAUGUUUUCAAUCGGUUCCAUCAGGUAUUUUAUCCGCGACGUUUAAUAAUAAAAAAACAACCAACGAAAGUAAAAGAAUAAGUUCAUUACGUUCGAAAAAUUAAACAAACAACAGUUAAUUUACGUUAAAUCGAUAUAGUUAUCGUAAAUGAGGUUCGUGCUCCCCAAAAAACCCUCCGGGACCCUCCAGGGAUGGCCGAGGGCCCAGUUUGAGUAACUCUGGUAUAGACAGUAUACAGAGUUUAUGGGUAAAUUAGCCACAGGGUAAAGGAGAAGAUAAAAGUUGGGAAAAUUUGGUUAUGACAUUAUUUCGUUGCUUUGGAAUACAGUAGAACCCCCUCGGUGUCUGAUAAAUUUAUGUUACUCGAAAUGAUGAAUUUCUGCGAAAUGCUUUCCCACAAAAUGCUAAUUUGCAAAAAGUUGACAUCAGAUAACAUGUGAGAUCGUUUUAGAAUCAGGCCAAUCCUCCAAAAUUUAUCGCUUUUGUAGUUUUACUCCUAAAAGACUGACUGACAAAUUCACCACAACUUUAUUUUUUAUGAUCGCAAUGGAUGUCGCCCAAAUUAUAUGUAUUCUGACAUAAUAGAUGGCGCUCAUUUAUCAGAAAAUCGAUCAGAAUGCCGCAUUACGUAAUGUUUGUUGGGGCAAACCGAUCUGUUUCCAGAUAUUGUUUAGUCGAGAAUUGUGUAAUCCCAUAAAUAAUACUAUACCUUGUUUAGUAAGCGUGUUUGACAACAAUUAAAUGCCUGUGAAAACAAUUGUAAUUGUAUCGUGUUGUAUGGAUAGAAAUUCGAUGAUAUGUCGCGGCUCCAAUGGGCUGGGCUUUUCUCGUAAUAAAAUCUAAAGUAUUAAAUUCCAUAUUGCUGUCAUAUCAAAGAAAAAAUCGCUUAGGAAUAUUUAUAAAUACGACCCCAUGCUAUCCAUAGUCGCGACUAGAUCCGUAACAUCGGGCCGUCCAAAGAUUUUCGAAUCUUAUUUUAAUUGAUGGAAGGUUCAGUUGGGAGCAGAAGUUAAAGCCAGUUCAAAGUGUGGAAUUUUAAUUGGAGAAUUCGUCAACGUCAGUAAUCGCUUAAUUGUGCUUUUAUUCACCUGUUGAAUGAAAUCCGUGGUUUAAAGAUAUCCUGAAAUAAAAGAAAGUUUUCGAGGUUUAUAAUUUCAUCAAUUAUCAUGGGGUAUUCAGAAAACGACAACAGACGUGCGUCUUGUUAUAGUAUUGCAAGCAGUCUAGCAUCAACAGCUUUAGGAGAAUUUGGUGACGACAACAUGCGCCCUCCUACAAGUACGAAAGAAAUGGCGAUUGACCCACUGGAAAAGAUGGUGGAAAUCCAGUCGCAGGCGGAAUUUUAUCUCAGAAGUGCAAUCAUGAAUGAAAGAGCCAGAAGAUGGGAAAAGGUUGUUGAUGUGUAUAGGGCUUUGCUGAAACUGAUAUCAAGACCGUCAAUGCCUCAAGGUUUUACGAUAACAGAUUCUUAUGUGAUGUUGAUAUAUGAGUCGUACUAUCACUUGGGAGUGGCAUUACAGAAUCUCGAGCGACACAAAGAAGCUAUCGGUGCAUAUACACAAGCAAUGAACGCUGUUAAUAUUCAUAAGAAUGGCUGUCUAGCUGGAUGUAAUUCGAACUCUUGCUUCCAAACUCCGGUCUUGGCCAAACGAUCGUACGCCCACGCACGGGCGGGAGAUAUGAAAAACGCUUUCGUUGACAUUGAAAAAGCAGUUGUUUUGGACACCAGGAACUCAGACUUAUUUUGUAUAAGGGCUUUGUUGUGGAACACAAAUAAAGACACAGAAAAAGCUGUGGAUGAUCUAAAUCGAGCUUUGCGAUACAAUCCAUGCCAUGUAUGCGCAUUACUGUUGCGAGGAUCUAUUGACCAGCCGUUUCGGAUGACGUUCAAUUUCAUGGAAGGUUUACGGCUCCAAAACAACGAGAAGUCAAUGAAAAAAGAUCACGUAAAAGCCCAGCAGAUAAGCCCACAAGCGGUUCAAUUUUUAGAUGUCACAACUAUUCACAGCAAGAAACUUAUCAAGCUCUGGAACAGAUUUCUAUGGUCUCUAAGCGUUCCAAGAAAUAUUGUUCAUCCAGAAUUGAUGGAAGGUUUUAAAAGAGAUCGAUCAAAGGGCACAACGCAUCAGAUGCCUGAACUAACCCGUAAUAAGACCAUGCCGAUCAUACAAAUUAACGGAACAGAAACAGAAGUUACACCAUUACGAACGUCAGAGAGUAACUUUUCCAAAAAGCCACCUAGAAGUCCAGUUACACCUUUCAGAUGCGGAACACCGACCAUUCGACGCAAUUCAGUUCAUUGCAAGAGGAGGCAUUCGUACGGAGAAGCUUUGCGCACAUAUUCUGCUGUUCUAAAAGCGACAAAUGAAGUCGGAAAACUUAUUGCAAAUCAACCCAGACCACAAACAGCAAACACAACUCAAAUGCUGCCAUCAAGGACACAAAGUCAGUCGCCGAGCCCUGUUCCAAGGCCUCCAUCAAAUUAUGUAAAGAAACGACCAAGUGUUACAUUUUCCCAGCCUUUGCUUACUGUCCCCGGCAGACAAAACGGUACCAUGUCCGCCCCACCAAAUUUAGUUCAUCCACAACAUUCUACAAGAUUGUCCCCGACACCUCCCAUACGACGUGCUUCACUCGCAGUUGUUCCAAUGACGAAAUUGUCCUAUGCUACAUCGUCACAAUCGUCAAAAAGUCAACGUGACGUAGCAUUUGUAAGGCGAAGAUCUGCUUCAGAAUACGCUCAUCAAGUUCAUGGUCUUAGAGUAUUCGAGCCUUUGAAUGUUAACGACGCUCCCAGGAUGUACUAUAAGCCGUGGACUGGAGAUAAACUACCUGUCGCGGACAUUAAAUGUCGACAACGAGUUGGUGUUUUUCGAGUUUGACACUAGGGGUUAACUAUAUCGGUAUAAGGGAAGAACAAAAAAUGAAGAUGGAAAAGUGUUCGGAUUCAAGAACUGUUAGAGUGGAAAGAUAAAGAUGCAAUUUUAAAAGCUAGCUUUCGCAAUGUAUAUUCUAAGAUAUUUCGUUUUAUAUUUAAACUGAAUCAAAUACUUUAAAAAAUAUGGUUGUCUGCGACAUAAUGUUUGAUCAAUCGACACAAAAAUUACGAUGUUUGUUUGAUCCAAUCAUUAUUGUACAAAUAUAAAACAAC
Molecule: messenger RNA, 3636 nt
Organism: Styela clava
Lineage: Eukaryota; Metazoa; Chordata; Ascidiacea; Stolidobranchia; Styelidae
Molecular function (GO): protein binding
Source: RefSeq, a predicted model, not a curated record